AUUGAAUAAUUACUUUUCGGAAGUAUUGUUUUACCUUAACGUUUGAUACAGUUUGAUUUUGAGGCAGAUACUCAAACGUUUCAUAAGUUACUGUUGCUCCCUAGAAUGAAGAAAGAAAAGAAAGACUUGCUGUGUGGAAUACUUGUGGUCGUAGGUGCAUUUUGUCUUCACUUCAGUUGUGGACAUUUCUAUACUGUUUCAAACAUGGCAACAUACAUAAUGUCAUACAUAGCAGCAAGAGUUGACAAUAACAUCAGUGAUAGCUCAGCUGUAUGGUUAUCUGCACUUGGUCUUGGCUGUCAGGGUCUGGCUAUGCCAAUAGGUGGGUUUAUGGGAAGGAAAUUCGGACCUAAAUCAACAAUGAUUGCGACGUUGAUUCUCGGGAGUGGAAGCAUUCUGUUAACAUAUAUUGUUGUACAGAAAACGUUUAUUGGUGUAGUUUUUACUGUUGGGAUAAUGUUUGGACUUUCGAUGGGGAUCGGUUAUUCCGUCGCAAUAGCUUGUGCAGUCUCUUGGUUUCCUGGAAGAAGAGGAUUAAUUGUUGGUAUAAUUGUUGGAGGGUUUGGAUUGGGCUCCCUAAUUUUCACACCAAUUCAAACUGCAUAUAUCAACCCAUCUAACUUAAAGGUGGAUAGUCAGACAAGGCGUUUCACUGAUCCAGAGCUUCUUGAUAGAGUCCCAAAUGUUUUCUUGGUAAUGGGUUCAAUAUUAGCAGCAUCGCAGUUAGUGGCAUGCGUACUUGUCCGCAUGAAACCAAUCUCAAAAGAAGAACAUGAGGACGGAAAUGAAGAAGAAGAAGAAGAAGGAUUAGAACGUGCAAGAAUUCAAACUAGUCCAUCUACAGAUUCAAAAAAGAAGAAACUAGUAAAUGGUGAUUCAAAAUUAAAUCGUAACACUGUGGUGGAAGUAAACGUUAAAUCUGGAAAGCUAUUACGUCAUAUUGACUACUAUCUUUUAUUUUUUAUGAUGCUUCUUAACUGUUUUCCAAUAUCUGUUCUUACAAGUUCAUUAAAGAUCUUUGGACAAACGCACAUAAGUGAUGAUAGGUUUUUGUCAACUAUAACAGCUGUUACUUCUCUUUUCAACUGUGGUGGACGUGUAGUCUGGGGUGCUGUCGUGGAUCGUUUUUCUUUCAAGAUACCAAUCUGCAUACAACUGUGUGUAUGGAGUGUGUUAUUAUUUACAUUUCCUGUUAUUGCAUAUGUAACGGGAGUCGCAUUGAAAGUCUUAUAUGUUAUAUGGGCAUGUGCCUUAUUUUUCUUCUUGUCUGGUGUUUUUUCCAUGAUGCCAGCUGCAACAGGGACUAUAUUUGGUCCAGUAAAUUUAGCUGUCAACUAUGGAAUGGUUUAUCUCGGAUUUUCAUUUGGAUCAGUACUUUCUCUUGUGGUGAGUCUUUUCUGGAAAGCAUCUCCUGAAAUCUACUUUACCGUUUCUGGAUGUGUAUGCUUAGUUAGUAAGUGAUAUAUUUUGCAAUCAUAGAAAUGUCAAAUUUUAAACUUCAUGGUAGAAAUACUCAACGAAGCUCAAAUAAUUAAACUGAUCAAUAAAUCCCCCAAAAUUUUGAGUGUUGAGAUUUAUAUAAUCAGAUCAUUUUGGCCACAAGGUGAUAUCAGAUGGAGAAUCAUCAUAAAAUCAGGUUGCCUUAGAUGUCUAAAACCAGAUUGCAGAUAUUUAACAGUGCGGCCCUUUAACCUUAUGCUUCAUUAAACCCUGAGUCUUUAUUAUUUAUCAGUUGGUGGUUCAGAAAUAUCGUAAUGUCAACAGAAUCUGGUGAUGACGAUUUCAUUUCCGUGAGUAGUUCAUACUGAAUGAAACGCCCGUUUUGUGCUGGUUGAUUUUUAAUGGUUUUCAAGCAAUAUUUUCACUGGAAAAAAAUAGUCGUCAUUUAACUAGCUUCAACCAAACUAAAGAUAGAGAAGAUUUUCGGGCCCGAUUACACAUAAAACAGAAUUUAAUAUUUGAUUCUUUUAAAAUUUUUCAGUUAAAUCAACUAUUUUAUCAAUUACUUACUACAAUUUAAGUCUUUAUAAUUAGAAUAGUUGAUAAGAUGUUCAUUGAUUAAUGAUAUGAAACAAUAAAAUGUGAUUAAGUGAUCAACAGUCAGGAAAUUAAAUCGACUGAUUUAUUGCACAUGUUGAACGUUAAUUAAAUGAUUGACAAUAAUGGAAAACAACAUCUAUGUUUUAAUAUAUCUAUGUAUUGCACUGUCUCUUUUCAUAUUUUAUAUGAGAAAAAUGUGAAUUACGUAAAAAUAAGGUAACCAAAACUAGAAUUAUUGUAUAAGAUCAAGAGUGAUUAGUCUGGUGAUCUGUUUUAUUUUACAAUAGACAGGAUAAUUUUCCUCCCAUUAUAUAGCGAUUUGAUUAUGAAAUAUGAUUUCAUUAGUUGGCUGACUAUUCAAAUUGAAAUAUUUUUUUAAUUUUUAGGGAUUGUGAACAUGUUAAUUUAUGAAAUUUUACAGCAAACGAAUACUGAUAUCAAAUUUGUUUAGAGUGAUCUAUGGAACGUGACAAAGCAGAUAUUAUGUUUAGUGUUUAACAUCGUUUGGAUACAAGCAUUAGUUUAACGAAGCAAAAGUUCAGAAUUAUUAAACACCUUACAAAGUUGUUUCAGUUACUUAGUAUCAUUUGUGAAAUAUUCUGACUUAUUUAUCCUUCGUGAAUUGUACUAAAAUACUGUGAUAAAUUACAGCUUCAUAACGUUAUUGUUAGUUGAAAUCAACAUAUAUGUAUGUACUAAUGAAUAGUUUCCAUGCCAUAUCUAUAAAGGAACAGUUUUUUGUUGAAAUUAAAUAAAGAACUUAACAUCAGAUUAUCAAAUAGGAUUUCAGCGCCAUUAAUUUCUGUUUGUUAAUUAGUAGUUAAAAUAAUUUAUUUACAUAUAUGGCUAUAUAUCACAUAUUCUAUAUAUUUUAUUUCAGCUUUUGCCUUAGCCAUAUGGCUUGAUGACAGAAAUUUACCUAGACGUUUACGUUUCAUGGAUUGGUUCUCAAAUCAAUGUUUAUCCAGUCGAGUAUCUAAUCAACUAACAGUUAACACAAGUGAAGAUUUAUGAACUAGACAGAACCAAUAAAUAAUACUUAUUUUUAAGACUUUUAUGAAAAUGAAACACUCAAAAACCCUGUUUCUUUCUCUGCUUUUAUUUAUAAUAGUUAUUUUUAGUGAUGAUUUUUUUCUUAAAAUCAUUAGUACGCAUAAUGCAGCAAAUAAACAAUUAAUUUCAGAAUUUUUUUUUAUUUCAAUGUACUUUAUUCAUUUUUGCUGUCUAUUUUACUCAAAAAUAUUCGUAUAUUCAAAUCUGGAAAUCUUUUUGGGAGGUAAAAGCACGGUCAAAAUAAAAAUGUUUCGUUAAUGAA
Molecule: messenger RNA, 3355 nt
Organism: Schistosoma haematobium
Lineage: Eukaryota; Metazoa; Platyhelminthes; Trematoda; Strigeidida; Schistosomatidae
Exons: 11
Coding region: 106-1461 (451 amino acids)
Biological process (GO): transmembrane transport
Molecular function (GO): transmembrane transporter activity
Source: RefSeq, a predicted model, not a curated record